AUGAAAACAUGUUAUUAUGAGUUAUUGCAGGUAGAGUCUACAGCAACAGACUUAGAGUUGAAGAAAGCAUACAGGAAGAAAGCCCUUCAAUUACAUCCUGACAAAAAUCCUGACGACAUUGAAGGUGCUACCGCCAGGUUUGCAUUAGUACGAGCAGCAUACGAAGUAUUAUCAGAUCCCCAGGAAAGAUCGUGGUAUGACUCACAUAAGUCCCAAAUCUUAAGAGAUGAAGAUACGUUUGAAGUGGAUGAAAAUGAAUUAGUGAUUCCAAGUAUAUCUGUUGAAGAGAUCUUACGAUAUUUCAAUCCUUCAUUCUAUACAACGAUAGACGAUUCACAGGUUGGGUUUUAUAAUGUUGUUAGUAGGUUAUUCGAGAGGAUAGCUGCUGAGGAAAUUAGUCAUGCCAAGCAUCAAGGUUUAGCAAAAUAUGAGAAAUAUCACGACGAUGCAUCGAAUGUUAAUGUAAUUGAUGAAUCGAUGUUGUUAUAUCCAAAAUUUGGAAAUAGUAAAAGCGACUAUAUUUCACACGUUAGACCUUUCUAUAAUACAUGGUUAUCUUUCCAAAGUGUCAAGGCGUUCAAUUGGAAGGAUGAGUAUAGGUACUCCAUGGCACCUGAUAGACGGACAAGAAGACUCAUGGAAAGAGAAAAUAAAAAGGCAAGGGAUGCUGCAAGAAAAGAAUACAAUGAGACUGUCAGAAGUCUUGUUGCAUUUAUAAAGAAGAGAGACAUGAGAGUUAAACAAGGAAUAAGUGAAUAUGAAAAGCAAAAGAAGAAGAAGCAACAAGAGGAAUUGGAAGACCAGAUUAAAAAUAAUCGCCAAGAUGAAUUAAGGAAGUUGGCAACACAAAACAAGUUUGAGAUCCAAGAUUGGCAACAGCUAUCAGUAGAAGAAUUGCAUGAGCUCGAGCAAAUGCUAGAUGAAGAGUAUAACUCUAGUUCAGAUAGUGAAUUCGAUGAAUACGAACAAACGGGAGACGAAAAUUUUUUCGAAUGCUUCGUUUGUAAUAAAUAUUUUAAAUCCGAGAAGCAAUUUGAGACACAUGAACAAUCAAAUAAACAUAAGAAAGUAGUAAGCAAGUUAAAAUGGGAAAUGCAAAAAGAAGGGAUUGAGUUGGGUAUCGAUAAGGAUGAUGUGGAUCUAGAUGAAUUCGAGACAGCUAGUAGUGGGUUAGACUCAGAAGAUGACGAUAUUGACACUGAAGAUGACAACCUAUCCGAAGUUUCAGACAGCCCAAACGAUAAUCUUGGGCAAGAUAAUAGAGUGAACUCUCCACAAGUCAUAGAACAUGCAGAUAAUACAAUAGAAAGCAUAGAAUUUGAAGUUGACGAUGAAAUAAAUAGCGAUUUUGAAGAUGGUGCCGAACCUAUAAUAGUGCCCCAGGCUUCUCUAAGAAAACUGAAGAACAAGAACAAGAACAAGAAAAGUACACCUGCAUACUCAGAUGAUGAAAAUGAUGAUUUGCAACGAGAAUUAUCCAAACUCACUUCAAACCUAAAUGGCGUAGCUUUGGAUGAUGAUAGUGAUUGGUCAACCAAUCCAAAAGGUAAAAAGAAUAAAAAAAAGAGGAACCCGACUGCUGACUCAGAAACUGCUAGUCCUCAACCGCAAGCAGCACUACCAAAAAAGAAAAAGUAUACUGAAUCUGAUGACUUACCGACACAUGUACCUAAAGGUUCAGAUAUUUGUGUAGUUUGCAAAGAGUUGUUUACAUCGAGAAACAAGCUUUUCCAGCAUGUGAAGACAACAGGUCAUGCUGCUCCCUUGCCUCAAGCGAAAAAGGGUAAGAAAAAAAAGAAUUAA
This is a messenger RNA of Debaryomyces hansenii CBS767, 1803 nucleotides long. RefSeq lists its product as uncharacterized. The record is from RefSeq and is a predicted model, not a curated record. Lineage: Eukaryota; Fungi; Ascomycota; Pichiomycetes; Serinales; Debaryomycetaceae. Gene Ontology annotation, cellular component: cytoplasm. Gene Ontology annotation, molecular function: nucleic acid binding; zinc ion binding. The coding region runs from base 1 to 1803 and encodes 600 amino acids. The transcript has a single exon.